Rhinocladiella mackenziei CBS 650.93 is the source of this 4413-nucleotide messenger RNA. RefSeq lists its product as uncharacterized. The record is from RefSeq and is a predicted model, not a curated record. The coding region runs from base 1 to 4413 and encodes 1470 amino acids. NCBI's taxonomy places the organism in Eukaryota, Fungi, Ascomycota, Eurotiomycetes, Chaetothyriales, Herpotrichiellaceae. The transcript has 3 exons. Gene Ontology annotation, molecular function: protein binding.
AUGUCCCAGCUUCCGAGAGAUGCCAAAUCUCCUCAGCCGAAUAUUCUGGCUUGGUCACUAGACACAGUGCAAGAGGAGGAGAGAAAUCACCCAAAUGUAACCAUUCCUGAUAUGCUCUCGGACGCGGAUCCUGAAUACAACCUUCCUCAGGCGUCCACAGAAACAUUCGGAAAGAUACUGGAAGAAUUGUUUGAAGAGAUUCUGAAUACACUGAGAAAUUUUGACCACUUUGGACGUUUACAUUCUCCAAGCAUCUUCCUUGUUUAUGCACACGACAAGCCAAAUGCUGGAAAUGCCCAUGUAUCGUGUGUGCACCACCUCAUCAAAUGGCUGCAGAAGGUUGGAGCCCAGAUACUCUCGGAUCGUUCGCCACUCCUGGAGGUGUCGAACCGUCAAAACGGGGGUGAGGCUGUCCGGGACAUCCUCGCCAAUCAAAUAUGCCUCCUACCACCGGUACACGGCAGUGCUGGCGACAAAGAGGUCAUCAGCAGUGUCGACAAGGUUUUACUAUGCGGCUCUGAUGUGCUGCGAGAGUACUGUAAAGGUGGUCUCGACUCCGGUUACAUCGAUGCCGUCGAACGGUUAUGUACCGAAGAAUAUAACCGAGGAAUCUAUCCAGAGAAUUUACAAGGUCGCAUUCGACAAGUGAUGAAUGAAUUCCAAAAACGUGGCGAAGUUCACCAUGUGCAUACCGAGCUUGCUUUCCUUCGAGUCCGAUAUCAGCGUGCCAACACGAACGGUCACGGGAUUAUUCCGGUCGCACUCAAUGGAGAUUUGAUGGACUAUGUACAACUUUUCGAGAACAGCAAUCUUGUUCUUAAGCUCAAAUCUACUACAAAGCUACUCGACCUACAUAAACUUUUCUUCAAAGUCCUCCGACAGCUAUUUACAGAUCAUUUACAGGACAUCGACGAAUUUGAAAACUGCUAUGAUGCAGCCUACGAUCGCUUCAGCUCAUCUACAAAUGACCGGGCGGAACCUGGAAUAAUGAUCAAGACGGCAAUCCGCAAUGCAGUAGAACGCUGUAAGAACCGUGUGAUUGCCAAUCGCCGCGAAUGGGAUCGAAGGGAGGAGUCGAAAACUCGAAAUCGGACGGGUCAGUGUGUAUCUGCAAUUGCUUUCUCUCUAAUGCUUAUCUUGUUACCAGGAAAUGAUAGUCUACUUGAAGACGCGAUCAGACAAUCCCUUAGUAGUCUACGCGCCACUGAUCCAGAGCUUGAUAUGACGAGAAUUGAACAUUCGAAGGACGCACUGCUCAAGAACUGCUACGAGUGGAUUCUCAAUGAUUCUGUUCUUCAGGAAUGGCGAGAUGGCGACACAAGUCCACUUCUCUGGAUCCAAGGGGAACCUGGAAAAGGAAAGACAAUGCUGAUGAUUGCCCUUGCCCGCGAAUUAGUGAAGAAUCCUCCUCGACGUCCCUGUACGGUCACCUAUUUCUUUUGUCAGGAGACCGAUCCUCGACUCAACACCGCUUCCUCCAUUUUACGUGGCCUAAUCUGGAGCCUUGCUAUGAAAGAUGCUCAACUGGCCCACACCUUCCACACUAUGUACCAGUCUAAAUCUAAUCAACUUGACGGCUCCAAUGCGAUAUUUGCACUGUUUUCGACACUGGCAGCAAUGCUGGAGGGUUGUCCCGGAGCGUUCAUUCUUAUUGACGCAUUGGAUGAAUGUAGCUCUGGAACCGAGCGAGAACAACUCCUUCAUCUCAUCGUGACGCACGCUAAAUCUUCAAAGACUAAAUGGCUCCUAUCUAGUCGCAACGAUGCCGACAUUAAGCAAGUCUUAAUACACGACGGCCGGAUGCUCAGUUUAGAGUUAAAUGAAGAGCACAUCUCCAGAGCGGUUACUGCCUUCAUUGAAGAAAAGACGAAUGAACUUGCAAAGAAAAACACAUACAGCUUAGAGCUUAAAGAGAUGGUUAAGAAAGACUUAGUCGCCAAGUCAGAUUCGACUUUUCUUUGGGUAGCUUUAGCUUGCAAAAGGCUUCUCAAAGUCCCUGCAUGGAAAGCACCCUCCACACUACAGGAUCUGCCACCGGGCCUACCAGAACUCUAUUCACGAAUGCUGGAUCAGGUAUUUCAAACUCAGGUUGAAGAGGGCCGCCAUUAUUGUGUGGCCAUCCUUCGUUCCGUGACGCUGACAUUUCGACCUUUAUCGAUGGAAGAACUGAUCACCACGGCGGGACUUCCGUCAGAGCUUCAGGCUAGUGACCUUUUACAUCUGAUCGAGCUUUGUGGUUCCUUUGUUACCGUUCGGAGAGGCAUCAUUUAUUUUAUUCAUCAAUCAGCCAAAGACUAUCUGGUUACUGGCGGCGCUCCGAAACUCUUUUCUACUUGUGUCCAAAAGGAGCACGGCCUUCUCGUGCGUCGUUCUUUAGACUCCAUGCUAAAGACUCUGAGAAAAGACAUGUGUAAUCUCAGGCACCCUGGCGCACCGGCACACUCGGCUUCAAUCAAUACUCACCUACGGUCAAUCAGCUAUGUCUGCUCCUUUUGGAUAGAUCAUCUCGUAAAAUAUCUCGACGAUGACCUCAUUGAUGACCCCAUUUAUCAAGAGUACUUCUCGGAUCAAGGUCGCGUUCACAGAUUUCUUCUUGAGCACCUCCUUCAUUGGUUCGAGGCCCUUAGCCUUAUAGGCGAAGUUGAUCGAGGAAUUAAUGGGCUAUAUAGCCUAGAGCGGAUGAUUCAGCAGAAACUAACAAAGUCGUCAGUACCCGAUCCUCCUCGCAGCAUUAAAGGUUUCAUACAGAUAGUUAAGAGAGAACGAACAAGGCCAUCGUCAUCCGAAACUGCUCUCAAUCAUAAUAGUUUCGUACACGAUGCCAUUCGGGUCUUUCGUCAAUGCCGUACAGCAGUCGAAGAGGCACCCCUUCAGGUAUAUUGCUCCGCGUUAAUAUUCUCUCCAGAAGAAAGUCUUGUUCGACAAACCUUCAAGCAAGAAAUACCCCAGUGGAUUUCUUCACUCCCGAGAAUAUUAUAUAACUGGAACCCUUGCCUACAGACGCUCGAGGGCCAUGAAAACUGGGUCAAUUCAGUGGUGUUCUCCCCCGACGGGCGGCAGCUGGCCUCGGGCUCUCACGACCGCACCGGCUUGUCUAGGUGGUCUACAGACUGGAUCCGAUCCAUAGACCAUCUCGAUAUCGAUUUCUAUCGAGUAGGUGCCCCCGGCCACAUGGUCCACGGAUUGGAUCCGAUGGCGGUGCGGCAAGGGGAGCACAGGGGCAGGGUGAAGAAGUCUCUUCAUCUUUUGGUUGUCCGAAGUUUUCCCGGAGAUAUAAUUGGCCAAAUGACCCCUCCAGCACCCGGAUCGUUGGCUACUACCCUCCAAACGUCCAUCGUUCUAUGCGAGCGAUUCGCCUCGUCGCUGGCUCCAAAUGCCUCUGUUGAGUUGCCUCCAACGAACCCUGCCUCGCCAUCUCCGCUCGUUCUUCUGAACGCCGCGGUGACAGCAUUGAGAUCGCAGGUGACAAAGCUGUCCCUGUUAGCCAUCACCACGCCCUUCACACCGAGCGCCGUCACGACCUGUCUCCUCCCGCUUAAUGAAUCGAUCCUCACGUCUUUGGUGACGGCGGCCCUUCUUACGACACCCGAACAGUUCUCUCCUUCGUUCUCUUCGGAAUGUCGCUCUCUUGUUGCUGCAGCACUUCGAGAUAUGCCAACCCUGUUGCGACUUGUGGAGAUACGAAGUCAGGCGGAGGAGCCGCAGUCAGCAGUCCUGGAAUCGGAGAAAAAAGCGUUCACAGAGGCGACUGGACGCGUGUGGGAUGAUUGUGACAAGUUGACCCCCCUGGCAAAUGAAGGUGUACCGGGCUAUGUGGUCCGCCAGUCAAAACAAUGGCUCGAGCUGAUGAAGGAUGCCGUCAAGGAGUUGGAAGAGUGGGACCCGGAGGAAGUUGUUGACGACGAGGACCUGUUUGGUGAUGCUCUCAGUGAUGAUGAUACCGAGCACGAGUCCAACGAGAAGACUGAACCGAAUGAUCGAGCGGCCAUCUCGGCUGGGGUCAAGGAACAGGCGCUCAAAGUCUUGAACCGCAUUCCCCAAAGCAUUCACGUCGUCAUCAAGCAAAGACUGGAGAAAAUGGAUGCCGCUGCCCAGACGUCUUCCAGCCAUCAUGCUCAGCUUGACACCUUGCUGAAACGGAAUCGGCAUAUUUCGGAGCUCAUUGACGAAUCCGCCGAAGGCAUGUAUUUGGGAGAUCUCGAGCUGUGUCUCAAGAAGGCGGGCGAGGCUCGUGCUCUUACCAUUGAAGUUGUCGAAUCCGUCAUGCAACCCAUGUCGCCGACAAAUUCCGCCGCCGAAGCAAAGGAAAACAAGUACGUCAAACGGGCACUGGAAUGGAUCCAACAAGUCGAUCCGGGCGGCUACGAACGAACGGCGACAUCGAAAACUACGGCAACCGGUGGUGACUCAUGA